AACUGUGUUUUUCUAUCAGGACCAGACCAGACCCUCCUGAUCCUGAUCCUGAACCUGAACCUGAACCUGAACCUGAACCUGAAUCUGAUAAUAAACCCAGCUGUUUGUCCUUCAAGAGCGACCGGUCAAAAGUGUUUUUUUGGGAUUUUAAACGUGUUUCUGACAAAAGACUAUCUGCUGAUGGAAGGAUCCAGCAGCAGAGACCAGAGUCUCCUGAACCUGAACCCAGCUGUUUGUCCUUCAAAAGCGACCAGUCAAUGGAUGAUUUUAUGUACUUUAAACAAAGACAUCCAUCUCACAGAAAGAUCCAUCAGAGACCAGACUCUCCAGAACCAGAACCCAGCUGUGUGUCCUUCAAGAGUGACCGGUCUAAGGAUGAGCCGCUGUGGUUUAAAAAUCAAGCUUCUCCAACAGCAGAGACCAUCCUGAUGCUGGACUCUGAUGAAUCUGAACCGGGACCCAGCUGUGUGUCCAUGAAGAGUGACCGGUCAAAUCCUCGCCUUAUUCAUUUUAAAGGAGAGCAAGCCUCUGCUGCAAAGAAAGUGGACCAGGAGAGCUCAGAGGUUCCCAGUGGUCAGUCUGCCCAGCAGCAUCAAACACACUUGGACUCCAUCUUUAUGCUGCUGGAGGAGAACAUCGUCACUUUUGUGAAGAACGAGCUGAAGAAGAUCCAGAAGCUUCUGAGUCCAGAUUACCCAGAAUGCUCAGAGAGUAAGAGGGAGGAUAAGGAUGAAGAGCAGAGGAGGAGCAGAGAGGCAUUUCUGAAGAUCACACUGCACUUCCUGAGGAGAAUGAAGCAGGACGAACUGGCUGACCGUCUGCAGCGCAGAAGUUCAUCGGGAGUUUGUCGACGUAAACUCAAAUCUAACCUAAACAAGAAGUUCCAGUGUGUGUUUGAGGGGAUUGCUAAAGCAGGAAACCAAACCCUUCUGAAUCAGAUGUUCACAGAGAUCUACAUCACAAAGGGAGGGACUGCAGAGGUCAAUGAUGAACAUGAGGUCAGACAGAUUGAAACAGCAUCCAGGAAACCAGGCAGACCAGAAACAACAAUCAGACAAGAAGACAUCUUUAAAACCCCACCUGGAAGAGAUGAACCAAUCAGAACAGUGAUGACUAAGGGAGUGGCUGGCAUCGGGAAAACAGUCUUAACACAGAAGUUCACUCUGGACUGGGCUGAAGACAAAGCCAACCAAGACAUCCAGUUCACAUUUCCAUUCACAUUCAGAGAGCUGAAUGUGCUGAGAGAGAGAAAGUACAGCUUGGUGGAACUUGUUGAUUACUUCUUUAGUGAAACCAAAGAAGCAGGAAUCUGCAGGUUUGAAGAGUUCCCGGUCGUGUUCAUCUUUGACGGUCUGGAUGAGUGUCGACUUCCUCUGGACUUCCUCAACACUGAGAUCCUGACUGAUGUUACAAAGUCCACCUCAGUGGGUGUGCUGCUGACAAACCUCAUCAGGGGGAAUCUGCUUCCCUCUGCUCGCCUCUGGAUAACCACACGACCUGCAGCAGCCAAUCAGAUCCCUCCUGAGUGUGUUGACAUGGUAACAGAGGUCAGAGGUUUCACUGACCCUCAGAAGGAGGAGUACUUCAGGAAGAGAUUCAGAGAUGAGGAGCAGGCCAGCAGAAUCAUCUCUCACAUCCAGAAAUCACGAAGCCUCCAAAUCAUGUGCCACAUCCCAGUCUUCUGCUGGAUCACUGCUACAGUUCUGGAGGACAUGUUGAAGACCAGUGAGGGAGGAGAGCUGCCCACGACCCUGACUGAGAUGUACAUCCACUUCCUGGUGGUUCAGUCCAAAGUGAAGAACAUCAAGUAUGAUGGAGGAGCUGAGACGGAUCCAUACUGGAGUCCAGAGAGCAGGAAGAUGAUCGAGUCUCUGGGAAAACUGGCUUUUGAGCAGCUGCAGAAAGGGAACCUGAUCUUCUAUGAAUCAGACCUGACAGAGUGUGUCAUCGAUAUCACAGCAGCCUCAGUGUACUCAGGAGUGUUCACACAGAUCUUUAAAGAGGAGAGAGGACUGUACCAGGACAAAGUGUUCUGCUUCAUCCAUCUGAGUGUUCAGGAGUUUCUGGCUGCUCUUCAUGUCCAUCUGACAUUCACCAACUCUGGUGUCAAUCUGCUGUCAGGAGAACAAACAACAUCAACACAGUUCUACCAGAGUGCUGUGGACAAGGCCUUAGAGAGUCCAAAUGGACACAUGGACUUGUUCCUGCGCUUCCUCCUCGGUCUUUCUCUGGAGGCCAAUCAGAAUCUUCUACGAGGCCUGCUGACUGAGACAGGAAGUAGCUCAGUGACCAAUCAGGAAACAGUGGAGUACAUCAAGGAGAAGAUCAGUGAGGUUCUGUCUGCAGAGAGAAGCAUCAAUCUGUUCCACUAUCUGAAUGAACUGAAUGAUCAUUCUCUAGUGGAGCAGAUCCAAUGCUACGUGAGUUCAGGAAGUCUCUCCACACGUAAACUGUCUCCUGCUCAGUGGUCAGCUCUGGUCUUCAUCUUACUGUCAUCAGAAGAAGAUCUGGACGUGUUUGACCUGAAGAAAUACCGUGCUACAGAGGAGGCUCUGCUGUGGCUGCUGCCAGUGUUCAAAGCCUCCAGCAAAGCUCUACUGAGUGGCUGUAAUCUGUCAGAGAGAAGCUGUGACGCUCUGUCCUCAGUUCUCAGCUCCCAGUCCUCUAGUCUGAGAGAGCUGGACCUGAGUAACAACAACCUGCAGGAUUGGGAAAGCGGAGGGAAGCUGAUCUCUGUUGGA
Sander lucioperca (pikeperch) is the source of this 2741-nucleotide messenger RNA. Its product is annotated as NLR family CARD domain-containing protein 3-like. Gene Ontology annotation, molecular function: protein binding. The record is from RefSeq and is a predicted model, not a curated record. Lineage: Eukaryota; Metazoa; Chordata; Actinopteri; Perciformes; Percidae. The transcript is spliced from 9 exons. The annotation marks the transcript as partial.